UUUCAGUGGUUAGGUUCAUUGUUUCAGUUUGUUUUUCAUUGUAGGGUUUGAUUUUUUCCCUUUUGGAUCUAAUUUUAGAUUUUGAAUAUGCCAAACCUUGGUAAGUUCAAAAGUCAAAAUUAUAUAAAAAGAUAUCUUCAGAAGUCUUAUUUCUCUCUCUGUUCCUUCACACUGUUCCCUUUACCUCAUCUUCAUGUUACUUUUUCUUUUGUUUCUAGUUUUUCUUCCUGUUUUUAUUUUUGUGAAAAUAAGCAAAUACGUUUAUUUUUCCUUCCUCCUUGCACAAAAGUUAGCAGUUUGUAUAUACUGUUCGGUACUUUGGCUUUUUCACUUAAAGUUAUAUCCUGACAAUUAUUUGGUAUUCUUCACUCCUUUCUUACAGCUGCUUAGUCCCUCAUUGUGAGGGUGUGUUACAGUUUACUCAGCCCGUCCCCUAUCGAUAGACAUUUGUAGUUUCCAGCCUUCUGUUAUUACUAAUACUAUUCCAUUAAGUUACUUUAUGUAAGUGAAGUUUUGUUUCUUUGGAGAUACAGUUUCAGGAUAGAUUCCUAGAAGUGAAAUUGCAUGAUCAGAGGGUAAAAGCAUUAAGUGUAUUUUUUUUUUUAAUGUUUAAAUUUAUGGAGAAAUUGAAAAGAGUACAGAGACUUCCCAUAUCCACCCUUUCCCCCAGUUUCUGCUGUUAUUAACAUCUUACAUUAGCCUAACACAUUUGUUAAAAUUAACGGACCAAUACUGAUACAUCAUUAUUAGCGAAGCUCCAAAAUUUAUUCAGCUUUACUUGGUUUUUACCUAAUAUCCCUUUUCUGCUCCAGGGUCCCAUCCAGAUACCACAUUACAUUUUGUAGUCAUGUCUCCUUGGGCUUUUCUUGACUUGUGAUAUUUUCUCAGACUUUCCUUGUUUUUGAUGACCUUGACAGUUUUGAGGAGUACUGAUCAGCUAUUGGAAUUGUCCUGAUGUUUUUCUCAUGGAAAGACUUGGGUAAUAGGCUGUUGGGAGGAAGACCACAGAGGUAAAGUACCAAUUCCUCACAUCAUCUCAAGGAUACAUACUGUCACCAUGAUUAAUGACUGUUGACGUUGGCCUUGAUUACCUGACUGACAUAGUGUUUGCGAAGUUACUCUACUUUCUCCCCACCACUGUGUACUUUACCCUUUGGAAGGAAGUCACUAUGUGCAGCCCACAUUAGUGUGGAGUUACACUCCUCCGCAAUGAGUGCAGAGUAGGUCUGUAAGUUAUUUGGAAUUUUUAUGCACGGGAGAUUUGUCUGCUCCCCCUCAUUUAUUUAUUCUAAACAUUUAUUUAUAUCGGUAUGAAAUCACCAAUAUUUAUUUUAUUUCUUUGGAUUAUAAUCCAAUACUACUUUAUUUUAUUGCUCAAAUUGUUCCAGCUUUGGCCCCUGGGUGCUUUUUCAGUUGGCUCCUAUGUCCCUUUAACACACUCCAUCCACGUGAUUUUGUUUUUAACUAAUUAUUAUUAUUUUUUAGCCUUCUCUUACUUUCUGGCACUAUAAGAUGUUCCAGACUUACCUUUAUAUUUCUUGCCCUGGUCCUAAAGCCAAUCAUUUCCCCAAGGAGCCCUGGUUCCUUGUCUUGGAGAAUGGUAUUAGAAACCAAGAUUUGGGUGCCUGGCGUGCUCAUUGCUACUGGGGUGUCAUUCUAGGUCCUCUUAGUUGACAGAGCAAGGAAAAAUAUAUGCAUGUAUACUGUCUUACGUACGUACACGCAUAUAUAAAUAUUUCUGUAUAUAACCGUAUGAAAAAAAGAAUUUUUUUUUUUUUUUAUCUAUGUUGGGCUUGUACAGGAGUUCUUACUGAUGUCUGGUAAAUGCAUUUUUCAUUUUUUUAUACAUUGUCAGAUUUCCUUCUGUCGUGUAAAAAUGGACGAGACCUACUCAAAAUUAUGAGAGGGCAACUUUGGGAGGACAGGAAGAUGGGGAAAGUAAGAUCUUGGUGAGAGGGAAAGGAGACGUGAACAUUUUGUCUUCACUCAACUUUUCUAUUUCCUAGUCAGUUUUAGUAAAUAUUGACUCCUGCUUGAAUUAUUGUGUGAUAAAACUGCUUGUAAAAAUCUUUAAUCUUCAUGGAUCUUAGUAUGUAUGUGUAUGUCUACAUUGGGAAAGUACAAAAGUAUCUGUUAGAAGCUCUUGCAGUUUAGAGACUGGUUGUAUAUAUUCUCAUUUUUGCUUGUCCUCAUAAAAACCGCCUGAGGUAGUUGGGUUUUUCCAGUUUAGAGAUUAGGAUGAGAAAAUCCUCAGGGGUUAAUAUGACUUUACAAGGGACACAUGGAAUGUGGAAGGAUGGGAAAUUCCAUGCUUGACUUCCUGUUCUCGGUCCUGUUUGCUUUAUAAAAUAUCCAAACUGCUCAUAUCCAGUGAGGGUCCAUUGUGUGAGGUGGGUUGGGAGGAGGUCUGAGGGGUGCAUCUAAAAGCUCUGUGUUCAAUGAAUUUUUGUUUGUGUUGUGUCUUGCAGAUCUAUUGCUUAAAGCUUAAACAAAAGAAGUUUAAAAAAAAAAAAAAAAACAGCUUCUUGUGUGACUUAGAAAUUCCUUUUUGGGAUAGACAGUACAUACCCAAGGUAUAAAACACGAAAGGCUCCAAAGGGAUUAACGAAUCUCCUUCCUGCCACACUGUCCUUUUUUGCGCUGUCUCCCAGAUCUCUCCUUACAGGCUUCAGAAGCAACAAUUGUUACCCGUUUCUUGUGUCUCCUCCGGAGAUAAUAUUGUUUUACAUACAUGUGUCCUUUUCAAGAAACUAGAGUUUGUUCCCUACCGGGUUUAUAGUAGCCUGGUUUUUGAAAACGAAUCUAAGCUGCUGACUUUUUAAUGACUUCUUUAUAAAAGCCAGGUCUUUUCUUUUUUGCAGCAUUGGCUGGAAUGUUAAUUAAAAAAAAAAAAUGCUUUAAGUUUCACAAUUGUUUUCAGACAACGUGUUUAUAAUCUUCCAAGUGAGAUCCCCGGAAUAAAGGGGCUCCAAAGUCAGGUUCAACAUUCUAUUAUUUCGGAGUCAAAGCGUACAUAGAAUAUAUCAGUAGGAUUGAAAACACAGUUACCGGUCAAUAAAUUAUCAGUUGGAAUGUUGUCCGGAGAGUAACAUAGCUGAAGUGAAUAGGUUUAACUAAACGAAUAUAUCAUUUGUCAAUUUUAGUUUUUGAUCCCCAGAAUAGUAAAACAGGAGUGAGUCCCAGAGCAGAGGAGCUUGGUGAUGGUUCUGCCUGGUCCCGUAACGUGUGAGCAUUUCUGUGUGCUUAGAGAUUUUUGGUCUAGGGUUAUUCUAUGUGGUUAUCUGGCAAUGUAAUGGUCUGUAGUAUUGGGUAUUCACGCCCUAAUGAAAGACUCUUAGCCGUCUAAAGGGUCUUCAUAAGUACAAAUUUUGCAGCAACAGCAUUUAGGAACUCGCUGCAAUUGGUAAACACAAGGCUGCUUUAAUGGUUGAAACUUUACUCAAACCACAGCUGAUCACGGAAUUAAAUUCCCAGGCAAAGUGAAAAAAGGAAAUGUGGUGUCUUUAUUUUGGUCGGGGCUUUCUCCCACCUAUGGUGUAGGGGAAGCUGGGCGAGGAGUGAGGGUGAUGAAACGCCCAGUGUAGUCACUUAAACAGCUCUGAUGUCUGAGCUUUGGCGGGGGGGUUGGCAGUAGGCGGCUUUCCCCAGUGCCUCUCCUCCCUUUUUCUUCCUUUUACCCAAAUCCUCAGGAGGAGCUUUCGCUUUAUUCUCCAGGUGGUCUCAUUGCCCAUCGAGAGCAUCCUGCCUCAGUGGUCUGGCUUAUUGGCACGCAGGGAUGUGUUCUCUACACCAGGAAGCUGAGAGCGCUGGUGGUCUAGUUGCUAAAGUUCCUUGUCAUAGCACUUCUCUCCUGGGGCAGUAAAACCUGUGGCUUGGUCUCAGAUGUGGAAGGCUAUGGGGACAUCUCCUGAGGGCUUAAUAAGUGCACCAGUUUAAAAUUUGUAAAAAUACCCCUGUUAUUCCAUGAUAAGACUAUUGCACCAUGGCCAAGGCUGCUGCUCACUCAGCGUGUUUAGAAAAUUCUGGAAAGGUUUGAGAAAUUUACCACUUGAUAGAAACUCUGGUGCUAACCAAAAUGUCGGCAGUCGAAUCCACCAGCUGCUCCUUGGACACCCAGCAGGGCGGUUCUACUCUGUCCUAUAGGGUCACUAGGAGUCGGAAUUGACUCGAUGGCAGUGGGUUUGGUUUUGGGUUUAUCACCUGAUAAUUAUAACAGGAAUUUCAAACAGUCAGUUAUCUCUUGCCCAUGAAAGGAGUUGAGCCUGUGUGGCAGAUGCUGAGGGCGUGUCCCUCCCUCAGGAGGAAACCCCCAAAGCUGUAGUUGUAGAAAGAAGCUGGUGGUUGUGGUUGAUGUGUUGAAUAAGAAAUUCAUGCUCUAGGGGCUAAAUUUGGAGUCUGUGGUCGAUACUCACCUUGGCUGGAGAUGCAUGUCCAAGGUUGAUAGAGUAAAAGGACUACGGGGAGGGGGGAACCCCCACGCUAGGGUUAGCGUGUUUACAUUAGAAUGCAGGAAUUGGAGACUUAUAGCCGGGGUAAAAACCGAGAAAAUAGUCAAGUGCUAUUCCUUUCAGGGAGCCCUGGUGGUGCAAUGGUUAAGAGCUUAGCUGCUAGCCAGAAGGUCAGCGGUUCAAGUCUACCAGCUGCUCCUUGGAAACCCUAUGGGACAGUUCUACUCCUUCCUGUCAGGUCAUUAUGAGUCGGUAUCGAGUCGAUGCCAGCGGGCUUUUUUUUUUUGUUUCCUCCAGGUGCAGGUACUGCACAGCAGCAUAAAAGGGAGAAGGGUGCAGUUAGGAGUUUUUAUGCAGCCUUUGGACACAAGUCUUUUUUUGCUCAUAUCAGCCCCUCCCUUGCCAAACCCUCUUUCCUCCUGUUUGUUUCUCUGCCUGAGACCUCAGCCAUCUGUUUCCUCAGUUGGUGGCUCUGGUCCCUUUUUACCCUGAAAUCUUCAAGCAUUGACUAUUGCACAAUUGUUUAAUUAAUUGUAUAUGGCCUUGUAAUAGCCCCUGUCUUUUUCGAGGUAGUGCCCCCCUCCUUCCUCAGCGAUAUCAUUCAUUCCAUGGUAGAAUGCCCGUUGCUCACAGCAGCUGGACACACCUGCACUGCUCUCCUAGGCUUCCUUCCUGCCCCCCGCCUCCUCCUUGAACUUCACAGAGGGACAGACUGUCGGCGGGCAGCAGAGGGCAGCUGCCCGCCUCACUCUGCAGCCGCAGCAGGCACAUGUGGAAAUUUCUCUGCAGCAGGCAGUUCUUGCCUACCUUCCUCCAGUCUUGGCCUGAGAGAUCCUACUUUCAUGUAAGAGUGGACGCAGAUCUCUACCAGGUAUCUUCGAGAGCAGUUGGCCAAGAUUUCCGACUUCUACCACAUGGCCUCCAGCACGGGCGACGGCCCUGCCCCUGUGCCGCCUGACGUGGAGCAAGCCAUGAGGCAGUGGGAGUACAACGAAAAGCUGGCCUUUCACAUGUUCCAGGAAGGAAUGCUAGAAAAACACGAAUACUUGACAUGGAUCCUGGAUGUUUUAGAGAAAAUCAGACCAAUGGAUGACGAUCUGCUUAAACUCUUGUUACCGCUGAUGCUGCAGUAUUCGGAUGAGUUCGUUCAGUCGGCCUACCUGUCUCGCCGUCUGGCCUACUUCUGUGCCCGGCGCCUUUCCUUGCUGCUGAGUGAUAGCCCCAAUCUCCUCACUGCUCACUCGCCCCACGUGAUGAUAGGACCAAACACCUCGAGCAUCGGGGCGCCCAGCCCCGGUCCCCCCGGCCCCGGCAUGAGCCCCGUGCAGCUAGCCUUCUCCGAUUUUCUUUCCUGUGCACAGCAUGGUCCCCUGGUGUAUGGACUUAGUUGUAUGUUGCAGGUUUCUUAUGCUGGGAUAUUAGCUUACGAACCAGAAUUUUCCGUAAUUUCUCCAUGGCUGUACUUUUCCCUUUUCAAAAUAAUAAUUCUGUCAAAGUUGAGUCAUCACUUGGAAAAGUUGAGAACGAGGACCGUCACUCUCUGUUGCCCAAGUGCCUUGGUGUGGAAUUACUCUACCAACGAAAACAAGAGCGCGAACCCAGGCUCGCCCCUGGAUCUGUUGCAGGUGGCCCCUUCCAGCCUGCCCAUGCCGGGUGGGAACACGGCUUUCAACCAGCAGGUUCGAGCGAGGAUUUAUGAGGUGGAGCGGCAGAUAAAACAGAGAGGCCGAGCCGUGGAAGUUCGGUGGUCUUUCGACAAGUGCCAAGAGUCAACAGCAGGGGUGACCAUUAGCCGGGUCUUGCACACACUGGAAGUCUUGGAUCGUCACUGUUUUGACCGAACCGAUUCCAGCAAUUCAAUGGAGACGCUUUAUCACAAGAUAUUCUGGCCAAACCAAAACAAAGACAACCAAGAGGUUGCUCCCAACGACGAAGCGGUGGUGACGCUGCUGUGUGAAUGGGCUGUGAGCUGUAAGCGGUCAGGCAAACACAGGGCCAUGGCCGUGGCAAAGCUCUUGGAGAAGAGGCAAGCGGAAAUUGAGGCAGAGAGAUGUGGCGAAUCAGAGGUCUUAGAUGAGAAAGAGUCCAUUUCUUCAGCCUCUCUUGCUGGAUCAAGUUUGCCCGUUUUCCAGAAUGUUCUCUUAAGGUUUUUAGAUACACAGGCCCCGUCACUGUCGGACCCGAACAGCGAAUGUGAAAAGGUGGAGUUUGUGAACCUGGUGCUGCUGUUUUGUGAGUUCAUCCGCCAUGACGUCUUCUCCCAUGACGCCUACAUGUGCACCCUCAUAUCUCGGGGGGACUUGUCAGUCACCGCCUCCACGCGGCCGCGGUCGCCAGCAGGGGAGAAUGUAGACGAGCACUAUUCAAAGGACCAUGAUGCGAAAAUGGAGGAACAGAGUAUCAUGGCACAUAUGGGCAUUGACUCAGGAACCACUAGCAUUUUUGAUGAAGUAGACAAGAAUGACUUUAAAACCGACUUUGGUUCGGAAUUUCCAAUUUUUUCUCCCAUGCCUGGGGAGUCCUGUGAGAAUGCCAACCCUGCCUUGGGAAGAAGAAUGUCGGUUAAUGGUGAGAAGUUGAUGAAGAGGGAAAAGCCACGGGAGCUGAUUUUCCCAUCAAAUUACGGCCUCCUCCGUCACUUGCAGUAUGCAACCCAUUUUCCUGUACCUCUGGAUGAAUCCUCAAGUCACGAAUGUAACCAACGCACAAUCCUUCUCUACGGAGUCGGCAAAGAGCGUGAGGAAGCCCGGCAUCAGCUGAAGAAGAUUACCAAAGAUAUCCUGAAAACCCUAAAUAAGAAGAGCACCGCGGAGACCGGGGGUGUGGAUGAAGGCCAAAAAGCCAGGAAGAACAAACAAGAAGCAUUUCCAACCCUGGAGACUGUGUUCACAAAACUUCAGCUCCUUUCCUAUUUUGAUCAACAUCAGGUGACAUCUCAGAUCUCUAACAACGUGCUGGAACAGAUCACAAGCUUUGCUUCUGGAACAUCCUACCAUCUCCCUUUGGCUCACCAUGUCCAGCUUAUCUUUGAUCUCAUGGAGCCAGCGCUGAACAUCAAUGGACUCAUUGACUUUGCAAUACAGCUACUAAAUGAACUGAGUGUCGUGGAAGCUGAACUGCUCCUGAAAUCUUCCAGCCUGGCAGGAAGCUAUACAACCGGACUGUGUGUCUGCAUUGUGGCUGUGCUGAGGCGAUACCACAGUUGUCUGAUCUUGAAUCCCGAUCAGACGGCCCAGGUGUUUGAAGGGUUGUGUGGUGUGGUCAAGCACGUUGUCAACCCCUCAGAAUGUUCUUCCCCUGAAAGAUGCAUCUUAGCCUACCUCUAUGAUCUGUACGUGUCAUGUAGCCACCUCAGAAGUAAAUUUGGAGACCUCUUCAGUAGUGCCUGUUCAAAAGUAAAGCAAACCAUAUAUAACAAUGUGAUGCCUGCAAAUUCUAACUUGCGAUGGGACCCUGACUUCAUGAUGGACUUCAUUGCGAACCCGUCAGCCCGUAGCAUCAACUAUUCAAUGCUUGGCAAGAUCCUUAGUGACAAUGCGGCCAGUCGCUACAGCUUUGUAUGCAACACGCUCAUGAAUGUAUGUAUGGGUCAUCAGGACGCUGGAAGGAUUAACGACAUAGCCAAUUUCUCCUCUGAGCUGACAGCUUGCUGCACUGUUCUGAGUUCAGAAUGGCUGGGGGUUCUGAAGGCUCUUUGUUGUUCUUCAAAUCACGUGUGGGGGUUUAAUGAUGUUCUCUGCACCGUCGAUGUGAGUGACCUUUCAUUCCAUGAUUCAUUAGCUACUUUCAUUGCUAUUCUGAUAGCACGACAGUGUUUUUCCCUGGAGGACGUCGUGCAGCACGUUGCACUUCCCUCUCUCCUCGCGGCAGCUUGUGGAGAUGCGGAUGCCGAGCCUGGAGCAAGAAUGACAUGUCGACUGCUGCUUCAUCUCUUCCGCGCUCCCCAGGCCUGCUUAUUACCUCAAGCAUCAGGCAAACCUUUCCCUGGAAUAAGAUCGUCUUGUGAUCGACACCUCCUAGCCGCUGCUCACAACAGCAUCGAAGUGGGAGCUGUGUUUGCUGUCUUAAAAGCAAUUAUGAUGCUUGGAGACGCCAAAAUUGGCAAUAACAACGUCAGUUCUUUAAAGAAUGACGACUUCACCGUGAGGGGUUUACGGCGCGAUGGGAACGCCGAUGACAUCUGGACUGCCUCACAAAACUCAAAAUCCUGUGGGAAAAGCAUUUCCAUAGAAACGGCCAAUUUAAGAGAAUAUGCUAGACACGUCCUGAGGACUAUCUGUCAACAGGAAUGGGUAGGAGAACAUUGCUUAAAAGAACCUGAAAGACUCUGUACGGACAAAGAACUUAUAUUGGACCCUGUGCUUUCGAAUAUACAAGCGCAGAAGUUACUCCAGCUCAUCUGUUACCCUCAUGGCAUUAAAGAGUGUACCGAGGGGGACAACCUGCAGAGACAACAUAUUAAGCGCAUCCUGCAGAAUCUUGAGCAGUGGACACUGAGGCAGUCCUGGCUAGAGCUUCAGCUGAUGAUCAAACAGUGUCUGAAGGACCCUGGCUCUGGGUCUGUGGCUGAAAUGAACAACCUACUAGACAAUAUUGCCAAGGCAACCAUUGAGGUAUUCCAGCAGUCGGCCGACUUGAACAACAACUCUUCCAGCUCUGGCAUGGGCCUCUUCACCCCAAACAGCAUCGGAAGUACUGAUGCAAGUAGCACGAGACAGAAUGGAAUAAAGACAUUUUUAAGCUCCUCUGAACGCAGGGGCGUGUGGCUGGUGGCCCCCCUGAUCGCCAGGCUGCCGACUUCUGUGCAAGGAAGAGUGUUGAAAGCCGCAGGGGAAGAGCUGGAAAAGGGGCAGCACUUGGGUUCCUCUUCCAAGAAGGAGAGAGACCGGCAGAAACAGAAAAGUAUGUCUCUCCUGAGUCAACAGCCUUUCCUCUCCCUGGUUCUUACCUGCCUUAAGGGACAAGAUGAACAACGGGAAGGGCUUCUAACGUCUCUCCAGAAUCAAGUUAACCAGAUUUUAAGUAACUGGAGAGAAGAACGAUACCAAGAUGAUAUAAAAGCGCGGCAGAUGAUGCACGAAGCAUUGCAGCUUCGUCUAAAUUUGGUAGGAGGAAUGUUUGACACGGUGCAGAGGAGCACCCAGUGGACAACAGACUGGGCUCUCCUGCUCCUUCAGAUAAUUACUUCGGGAACUGUCGACAUGCACACCAACAAUGAACUAUUCACAACGGUUCUUGACAUGCUGGGUGUUCUAAUCAAUGGAACUUUAGCCUCUGACCUAUCGACUGCAUCCCCAGGGGGAUCUGAAGAGAACAAGCGUGCGUACAUGAAUUUAGUAAAGAAACUAAAAAAGGAGCUAGGAGACAAGAGGUCCGAAAGCAUCGACAAAGUGCGGCAGCUGCUACCUUUGCCAAAACAGACGUGUGAUGUCAUUACUUGCGAGCCGAUGGGUUCCUUGAUUGAUACAAAAGGAAACAAAAUUGCUGGAUUUGACUCCAUAGAUAAAAAACAGGGUCUCCAGGUGUCUGCAAAGCAGAAGGUGUCCCCCUGGGAUUUGUUUGAGGGUCAGAAGAACCCAGCUCCUCUCUCCUGGGCCUGGUUUGGGACUGUCCGAGUGGACCGCAAGGUGAUCAAGUAUGAGGAGCAGCACCACCUACUUCUGUAUCACACACACCCCAUGCCCAAGCCCCGAAGUUACUACCUCGAGCCACUGCCCCUGCCUCCUGAGGAGGAGGAGGAAGAACCCACGUCUCCUGUCUCUCAGGAACCAGACAGGAAAUCAGCCGAGCUGUCGGAUCAGGGAAAAACUGCAAUGGAUGAAGAGAAGAAAACAAAAGGAAGGAAGCGCAAGACGAAAUCAAGCUCAAGAGUUGAUGAGUAUCCACAAAGCAACAUGUACCGAGUGCCUCCAAAUUACUCACCCAUUUCCUCCCAAAUGAUGCAUCAUCCGCAGUCCACCUUGUGGGGUUACAACCUCAUGGGCCAGCCCCAGCAGCCCAGCUUCUUCCUUCAGAACCAGUCUCUAACUCCAGGUGGCUCCAGACUGGACCCUGCGGGCGCCUUUGUCCCCACCAACACCAAACAGGCGCUGUCCAACAUGCUGCAGCGGCGCUCGGGCGCCAUGCUGCAGCCGCCCUCCCUCCACGCCAUCACGUCGCAGCAGCAGCUGAUCCAGAUGAAGCUCCUGCAGCAGCAGCAGCAGCAACGGCUUCUCAGGCAAGCCCAGACGCGACCCUUCCAGCAGGGCCAGCCAGGGGACCAGACAGCUCUCUUUGCUGCACAAGCACGGCCCUCCCCUCAGCUUCCUCAGUAUCCAGGGCUGCAGCUAGCACAGACCAUGCCCCAGGGGUAUACGAUGUAUGGAACACAGAUGCCCUUACAGCAGGCGCCACAGCAGCAGGCUGGCAGCGUGGUCCUCUCUCCCAGCUACAACUCCAGAACCUACCCGGCAGCACAUUCCAACCCCGCACUCAUGGAGAGACUCAGACAGAUGCAGCAGCCACCCAGUGGCUAUGUCCAGCAGCAGGCCACACCGUACCUGCAGUCCUUGACUGGCUCUCAGAGACUGAACCAUCAGACCCUACAGCAGAGCCCUCUGGUGAGCGGGGGAGUCGAUGCUGUGCUGACUUCUGCACACCCAAACCUCCCCUCGGUGCCACUGCCUCAGGACCCCAUGAGGCCCAGACAGGCGCAAGUUCGACAGCAGCAGAGACUCCUCCAGAUGCAGCAGCCCCAGCAGCCCCCCCAGCCCCAGCAGCCCCCCCAGCCUCAGCAGCCCCCACAGCCCCAGCAGUCCUCGCAGCCUCAGGGUCAGACGCUUGGCCUCCAGGCCAUGCAGCCCCAGCAGCCUUUGUUUCCCAGGCAAGGCUUGCAGCAGACCCAGCAGCAGCAGCAGACGGCUGCUUUGGUGCGGCAGCUCCAGAAACAGCUUUCUAGUAACCAGCCUCAGCAAGGAGUAACUCCUUAUGGGCAUCCUUCACACUUCUGAGCCUGGAAGAGUCGAAGACGGGAAGUUUUGUGUUUGCACUGAAAAAUAGAAAACCAGACUCACCACAGUAGUCAUUCUUAGAAAUGUUCCUUUGUUCUUUCGUUUCUUUGAAGCUUUCCUCUGUCUCACGCUACAUUUCACACAAAGGUGUUCCAGCAGAAAAGGAAAGGAGAAGCUGUGGUGUGUGGUGGUGUUGUGUUCAACUUCAAAGUAAAUUUAAAAGCGUGGAUA
Molecule: messenger RNA, 11668 nt
Organism: Loxodonta africana (African savanna elephant)
Lineage: Eukaryota; Metazoa; Chordata; Mammalia; Proboscidea; Elephantidae
Gene: MED12L
Product: mediator complex subunit 12L
Exons: 42
Coding region: 5363-11437 (2024 amino acids)
Biological process (GO): regulation of transcription by RNA polymerase II
Cellular component (GO): mediator complex
Molecular function (GO): beta-catenin binding; transcription coregulator activity
Source: RefSeq, a predicted model, not a curated record